This is a messenger RNA of Penicillium oxalicum, 1320 nucleotides long. RefSeq names its product CRAL/TRIO domain protein (gene sfh5). Gene Ontology annotation, molecular function: phosphatidylinositol transfer activity. Gene Ontology annotation, cellular component: plasma membrane; cytosol; cortical endoplasmic reticulum. Bases 1 to 1320 code for a protein of 439 amino acids. The record is from RefSeq and is a predicted model, not a curated record. Gene Ontology annotation, biological process: Golgi to plasma membrane protein transport; regulation of exocytosis. Lineage: Eukaryota; Fungi; Ascomycota; Eurotiomycetes; Eurotiales; Aspergillaceae. The transcript has 2 exons.
AUGUCCGACCCCAAACCCACUGAACAGCCCCCAGCGGCCCAGCUUGAGAAGCACGAUGAGGCUGCAGCACUAGCUCCCGAAGCUCUUCAAGCUAACGACCAGCCGUUGGAGGCUCCCGUUGCUGCACCUCCUGCGACUAUCGCCAACGAGGAAGCGGAGCCCCAAGCACUGCAGCCCACCGGAGAAACUCCAACGAAGGAGCUGUCCACUGCGAAUCAUGAUCCCAUUGCUCCUCUCUCUGAGGCGACCAAGCCCGAGUCUUCAUCUCCGGCCGAGUUGCCCGAAUACAUCACUAAAAUUGCCGGUCUGGCCCAGUUCUUUGAACAGCUGCCCAAGAUUGUGACUGAAACGGGCUACUCGGAGAUGUGGGGGGUGCACCUCAAGAGCCAUGAGGACGUGCCCACCGUCAACGUCCUGAUCAAGUUCCUCCGCGCCAAUGAGGGAAAUGUUCAGGCGGCUCAGGAUCAGCUGCGAAAGGCGCUGGAAUGGCGCAAGCAGACCGACCCCAUGGCUCUGGUCGAGUCGGGCCGUUACAGUGCGGCCAAGUACAACGGUCUGGGCUAUCUGACCACUUACGAACAAGACGGACGACCCCUGGUUUUCACCUGGAACAUUUAUGGUGCUGUCAAGAAUGUCAACACUACAUUCGCCGACUCGAACGAAUUUGUCAAAUGGCGUGCGGCGCUCAUGGAGAUGGCUGUGCAGGACUUGAAGAUGAAGGAUGCCACCGAGGUCAUCGACUAUGAUGGCACAAAGGACCCCUACCAGAUGAUCCAGGUUCAUGACUACUUGAACGUCAAGUUCCUGCGCAUGGACCCGGUCGUACGUGUGGCGACCAAGCAGACCAUCGAGGUGUUCUCGACCGCCUAUCCCGAGCUGCUGCGCGAGAAGUUCUUCGUCAAUGUCCCUUCCAUCAUGGGCUGGAUGUUCUCCGCCAUGAAGCUCUUCCUGAGUCGAAACACCACCCGCAAAUUCCACCCCAUCGCGAACGGCGCCAACCUUGCUCGUGAAUUCCCCGCCGCCAUUGGAGAUCAGAUCCCCAAGACCUACGGCGGAAAGGGCCCCGAGCUGAAGGAUGGCGCGCGCACGGUGCCCCUCGUCGAGGAUGAGGUGAAGUCCGAGCAGGUCGACCGUGAGAACCAGCCUGUCCAAGUCGCGAGUGAGAUGAAUGCUUCACCGGCUCCUGAGAAGAGUGAGCAGACUGUUGCCCAGGAUGCGACUGCCACUCCCGGUGACCAGCCAGCCAUGCCCACCAGUCAGCCGACCAAGGAUGCGGUGGUAACGGAAGAGGUGAAACCUGUGGGAGAGGUGGCCAAGUAA